Penicillium bovifimosum is the source of this 4689-nucleotide messenger RNA. RefSeq lists its product as uncharacterized. The coding region runs from base 1 to 4689 and encodes 1562 amino acids. Gene Ontology annotation, biological process: mitotic cell cycle. Lineage: Eukaryota; Fungi; Ascomycota; Eurotiomycetes; Eurotiales; Aspergillaceae. The transcript is spliced from 3 exons. The record is from RefSeq and is a predicted model, not a curated record.
AUGGCGCGCGCUGCGGUGAUCCCUCAGUCCCCCGCGAAACGGGCGGGACGGCCAUCGACCAAAUCCACAGCUGCGACCGAGGCAAAGAAGAAAGCACCUCGAAAAGUGACACCCGCACCACGGACCGCAACCCCCGCUCUCGAUACCGAUGCGGACUCCGAUGAUGAACUGGGCUUCAUCACAACGAAACCGACGAAACCUAGCGGGCGACCCCCGGGCGUCCAGCUACCAAGCCAAAAAGGCCAACACAAUGACAGCAAAGAGCAGCUAGCACAACAAGAGCCGCCAAAGAAGCGCGUCGGAAGACCCAGGAAGAACCCACUUCCAACAGAAGCUACCGCGUCCAAGCCUGAGGUUGCGCCUAAGCCCAGGGGACGACCAAGAGCGGGUACAACAGCCAAGGCCCCCGCGACUCGUGAAACGGCGGCAUCGAGCAGGCGGACGCGAGCAGCUGCUGAUACGACUGAGACGAAACCGAAUACCAUCAAAAUUGCGACUAAUUCGACCACCAUGCGAUCGAAUCUUCUGCGUGGACCCGCUAAGAAGAAGACAGUGAAAUUCCAAGACGUUGCUGGUUCUGACGCCGAGGACACCGAGCCCGAGGUUCCCCCUGCUGGCCGUAGGCGGGUAGCCGCUAAUGGUGCAGGUGCUGGCAAGACCGGUCUUGCGGCGACCCCCGUCCGCAAGGCGGCUACAACUACUCGCGGAAGAAAGCCGGCGGCGAAGAAGGCUGCGCCUCAACCGUUGUCCCCUAAGAAGGCCAAGCAAGUGGCCAAGACAUUGUCGGCAUACGCAAGCUCCGAUUCAGAAGACGAUGAACUGAACACAAUCAAGGAUGACACUAAGCAAUCCGUCAAACUGCUUGUUCACUCGCCCGUGAAACAUGGGCUAGGGACCGCCGGACUGAGCUCUCCCGUGCGGAAGAUCAACUUUACCCCCAAGAAGGCUACCAGCUUUGUAGACGAGAAUGGCGAGCCGAAACUACCAACCCCCAAACACGGAUCAGAAGGCGUUGGCCUCAAUUCUCCAGUCAGGAAGAUCAAUUUCACUCCCAACCGCAGCCAGACCACAAUCGCAGACCACGGCCAUCUCGCUCUUCCACCUGGCAAUUCAGUUGUUUUCAGCGACUCUAUGUUCAUGUCUAGCCCUGCUAGAAGGCCACCGCAAUCAUCACCAUUCCGAUUCUCCAUCAAAGAGACCCCUAAUCGCGGGGUUUCCCUUUUCCAGGACAGCGUGAACCCGAUUUCCGCCCCUGAUUUCACACCUGGACGCCCUUCUCCGCUGAAGAUGUCACCGAAGAAAGGGUUAUUAGGCGCUUCUUUCUCGCAGUCGCCGUUCAAGGCUUCUACGGCAGCAGCCCCGGCUCGAACCCCUUUGUUUCAAAGCCCUGCUAAGAGGAUAGCCUCGCCAUUCAAAAGCUCAAUGUUUUCAGCCCGUGCAUCAGUCAGUGAGCCCAAACCAACCGACAAUGAUAGGACUCCGACCGAAUCAGUUGAGCUCGAUGAAACGACCAGCCCUAUUGCUUCGCCAAGGGAAAGCCACUUUGACGAGACUGAUUUCCAGAGGGACACUGAAAUGGUCGAAGAUGUGGCUCGAGACAUCUUCGGAAUUGAGCUGUCUUUUAAUGGAAAGUCAUCAUCGAGCCCUCCUGAGCGGGGAGAUGACGUGGCUACCGAAGCAGCCCAAUGUUCAGAGGACGAACUAAAUGCCGAUGAUCUGUGUGCGGAGGUUGAGGCUGAGACUGAAGCCGAGGGGGACUCAGGUCCCGAAGAGUAUGAGAACGAACAACUUCAGACUGGGGAUGAAGAGCUUGAAACCAUUUGCUUCGAUGUCAUGGAAGAUGCCAAUAUGGCUCAAGCCCCUUAUGAGCAAGCUCCUCAGGAAUACUCUGAAGUCGACGAAGAUUCUGAAGAGACGGAAGAACUGGAAGAACACGACCAACCUGAAUAUGAUGAGAUUGAUACUGUUUGCUUCGAUACUAUGGAAGGUGCCAAUAUGCCUCAGCAAGACCCUUAUGGGCGAGACCUCCAGGAAUACUCCGAAGCCGACGGAGAUCCUGAGGACACGGAGGAACACGACCACCUUGAAUACGAAGAGGCUGAUACUAUUUGCUUCGAUGCUAUGGAAGAUGCUCACACUGCUGCAAAAACUUUCUGUGACGAACAACUACAGGAAGCCUCGGAGUCCGAGACAGACAAAUACAUCCAAGAUGAGGCUGAUUAUGAGUACGAAGAGCUUGAAACAAUCUGCUUUGAUGCCAUGGAAGAUGCGCACGUCGCAGGGGAUGACUCGCAUGAAGCAACGGCCCAGACAACAGAUUCAGUGAUGGAGGACAUGAAUGACCCCGAAGAAGAACUGGCCGAGCUGGAGAAGGAGAUUGAGAAUGAAGAGCUUUAUGACCUCACUACUGGAUCCCGACUCCAAGAAUCAACGCCAGAGCCCACGAUGGCGGAAAUGGGGACUCAAACACAAAUGGAGGAACUUGUUUCGCCUCCAGUGUCGCCAUUUAAGUUUGCUUACAAGGAGGAGACCCAAUCGCCAGCUGCUUCGAAUUAUUCACUGGAAAAUGAAGGCGAAGGCGAAGGCCAAGAUGACGCUAUGAAAGACCCCCAGGAAGAGGACCAAGUCAUGAGCGAUAACAUCGAGGUGGAAGACACCGAGCCUACACCCAUCAAGUCUGAGCUUUCUACAAUCCACUCCCAAUUUGCUCCGCCACUUGAGAACAUUCACGUGGAGGAUAUCGCGAGUCCGCUCCAAGGAGAGCAAGCAAUCCCUUCGCCACUGCUGAGUCCCGCAGUCGGUGAAUCAACGCCCUUGUUCUUGAAUCGCCCAGCCAACAUCGAGAAUGACACUGGAUCCACUCUCGAUGCCAAGAAUGCCAAGAAUGAUAACAUUGACAUGCCCCUGCAUGAAGCAAAUAGCCCGACGCCAAGCACUCAGUUCAACAGCCCUGCGUUGAUGGCACCGAGUCUCUCCAACACUCCCAGCCUUGUCGACCAGCACCAAUCUCCUGCCAAGCGUAGCUUAGGCUUCACGCCGUUGGCACAGAAAUUUAGCCGGUGGGAACAGGAUACCCCUUCUCAGGCUAGAUCACUCCGGCCGCGUCGCCGUGGUGUUUUCUCGUUGGUAGGACCCUUGGACCGCACCAACACUGAAACUCCAAAAGACUCCGGUGGUGUUUCCUAUCCCGAUCUGUCAAGAAGCCCACUGUUGAACACUCCAUCUUUGUUUGCUGAAUUGCCACUCCAGCCACAAAGUGACGUGGCUGGGAUGAGCCCUGAGCAUGAGCAAACUUCACGGCGGUCUUCAAUUUACGAGGGCAAUCAAAUAAUAGAAUUGCCCUGCAGAAGCACGGAUAUCUUCGAGGAUCCUGAUUCGGGUUCGAACGAUCUGGAGCAUGCUCUUGCUUCCCAAGCCCCGCAAGAACGAAACAACGAGCUUGAUGCAAUCGAAGACAAGGAAAACCACGGCCCUGCAAUUGCCCCGUCGACCCCAAUGAAAGUUCACCGCGACGAACUUCGCACUAUCCACACGGUAUCAAAAGUGCCUUUGAAAGCCGAAGGCGACGUAUCGCCUCUCAAACUGUCGCGCAAGAGAGGUCUGUCCCUGUCGAGUACCUCUCCUACUCGUUCUUCCCCCCGUGUUCGCAAACCAGCCUUCAUGACGCUCAAGGACAAUGCCCCUGUUCUGACUCCCUCCCGGAAGGUUCCACGGGCGAGCAAAAGCCCAACACCCAAACGACGCUCCAUCACGGCUCGACGUAGUAGUGGGAAGGCACCCGUGAUGGCUUCACCGAGUGCAGCCAGCCCGGCUAAAAAGCCUCGUCGUAGCCUGCCCGCUGAACAAAAGGCUUUGCAUGGCGCGGUCGUGCAUGUGGAUGUCCACACCACCGAGGGCGAGGAUGCCUCGGGUAUCUUUGUGGAGCUUUUGCAGCAAAUGGGUGCCCGUUGCGUGAAAUCCUGGUCUUGGAACCCCCGUUCCAGUCUCUCACCAUCUGAUGGUCCGGAGCUCAAGGAUUUCAGGGUUGGCAUCACCCACGUCGUGUACAAGGAUGGUGGUCUUCGAACUCUGGAGAAGGUGAAGAAGGCAGCUGGCCUGGUUAAAUGUGUUGGAGUCGGCUGGGUCCUCGACUGCGAACGCGAGAACCAAUGGCUCGACGAAACUCCCUACGCGGUUGACAGCUCCAUUGUCCCACGCGGAGGCGCCAAGCGCCGCAAGAGCAUGGAGCCUCGCGCACUAAGCAACGUGAACGGCACGCUCGUGCGCGUUUCCGAGUCACCCGCUCCAUCUGCCGGUCGACGUCGCAGUGGUGUCAACCCAGGCGCCGUCGAGGGUUUCCGAAAGAUCACACCUCCAACUCACAAGCAACCGGCUACACCCCCACAACAAAUAUCUGCUGAUAGUUACAAAUUCCCCGCUACUCCAGGGUACAACUUUGCCAAUCUGGAUGCCAUUGGCAUGUCCCCUGCUACUCCCGCCUUCCUUGGAAAUCGAUCCAAGCUUGUGCAGCAGUCUUGCCCGCCGAAACAGACAAAUCGGGGUCUUUUCCCGAGUUCUAGGCCUACUGGUCGUCUGUCUGAUGAGGGGGAUGAUGAAGAAUCGAGGCGUCAGCGUCGGUUCCGCAUGGAGGCUGCACGCCGUAAGAGCCUUGUUUACAAGCCUGCCGUUGGUAGCCCGCUUGCUCCAUGA